Electrophorus electricus (electric eel) is the source of this 13557-nucleotide messenger RNA. RefSeq names its product dynein axonemal heavy chain 10 (gene dnah10). Gene Ontology annotation, biological process: microtubule-based movement. The record is from RefSeq and is a predicted model, not a curated record. Gene Ontology annotation, cellular component: dynein complex. Gene Ontology annotation, molecular function: dynein intermediate chain binding; ATP binding; minus-end-directed microtubule motor activity. Lineage: Eukaryota; Metazoa; Chordata; Actinopteri; Gymnotiformes; Gymnotidae.
GCCAUGAGUCUUUACAGGAUCACAUGAUGGAGUCUGUGUGCCCUGCAGAGGACUCCGUAACCGAGGGCAGCACAGAGGACAUGUCUGAAGAUCAGCCUCCAGUCUCUAGAGUGGAGAUACAAACUAUUUACCGCGUAGAGCUGCACGUGGCUGUGAACUAUGUCCCUGAAAGGUUCAUGAAGUCCAGUGCGCUGUACUUCCUGCGGAGCACGAAGGAGACGAUGGUUGAGCCGGCGGACCUGACGGAGGCGGGAGAGCUGAUGCCCGAGCUGCUGCAGCUGGGCCUCGUUAGUGGCCACUGUCUGCUCAUGCUCAGGAACACACUCCAACACGUGUACAUCCCCCUACUGUCUGUGAACCAGCUGAAGUUCACUGAUGGAGGCUACCAGCAGGUGGCGCUAGGCUCUGAGGGUGGAGACAUGGGCCAGCAGGUGCAGGUGGAGUCCCGUGGCAUGCCAGUUGUGCGAGACGAACUUCUCAACAGCGCUCACAAGUUCCUGGGCCACAUAGACAGGACUCUGCAACAGAUUGAGGGUGAGAUUAAAUUACACAUCCCAGAGCUAGACCUGGAUCAGGACAUGGAGACACUCUUGGCCAGUCCACAGGUGGUGGAGGAGCUUGAGCAAUGUGUCAUGAACUGGCAGGCUCAGAUCACCAUCGUCAUCGAGGAACAGCAGAAGAAGAAACCCCAGGCCCCCGGGCCCAUGGCAGAGGUGGAGUUCUGGCGCGAGCGAGCAGCUGUACUCAGUGCCCUCAGCGAGCAGCUCAAACUUCCAGUGGUGAAGAAGGUCCUGGAGGUUAUGACUCUGGCUGAUCCCGUCACCGUGCAGAACCUGGACCUGACUGUGACUGAGCUGGGCAGCUACCACUUGGAGGCUACGGAGAACGUUCGCUUCCUCGGAACUCUGGAGAGGCACUUUAAGAACCUUGCAACAGGGCUGAAUUUCAACGUGAUCCUGGACACCCUCCCUCUCAUGAUGAGCAGCCUGCGGAUGGUGUGGGUCAUUUCCAGCCACUACAACACAGACGAACGCAUGGUGCCUCUGAUGGAGAGCAUUGCCUGGGAGCUGGCAGAGCGAGUAGCACGCGUCAUCGACGUCCGUGUGCUCUUCAAAGACAGGCGAGAAGUGUCCAAGGCCAAGAUCCUGGAUGGUAAGCGGAUUCUGGACCAGUGGAAAGCCUGCUACUUUGACGUCCGAGCCAAAAUUGAGAAGUCAGGCAGGGAUGCACGUUGGGAGUUUGAUCGCAAGAAGCUCUUUGAGAAGACAGACUACAUGGCUUCAAUCUGCCAGGAUCUCUACAAUAUACUGCAGACCAUGGACGAGUUUUACAGUAUCUUUGGUCCGGAGCUGAAGGCAGUGACGGGUGAUCCAAAGAGCAUAGACGAAGUGCUUCGCUGGGUGGACACCCUGGUGGAGCCCAUCCAGGAGCUGAACUUUGACCCCUACAAUAUCCGCAAGAUGGGAAGUUGGAAGAUGGUCAUGGAGGAUUUCAAGAGCAAAGUCCAGGCUAUUGAGGGAGAGGCCAUCAACUUCAUUGACGAGUCAUUCAAAACCCUGCGUUCAGCUUCCGCAGCCUUUGACAUGCUGCUGAAGUUCAAACACGUCCGCUCCAGAGAAGCUCUCAACAGCCAGAUGAUGAAGAAAUUCAGUGACAUCCUAGCUCAGUACUGCAAAGAGGUGGAUAUAAUAAAUGAGAUGUUUGUCCAGCACAAAGACAACCCACCUCUGAAUAAGAACCAGCCCCCGGUAGCAGGGGCCAUCUACUGGGAACGCUCUCUCUUUCAGCAACUCAAAAACACCAUCAUACGCUUCCAGGAGGUGCCUGAAAUACUGGAGAGUAAACAGGGGAAAGCAGCCAAGGCGCAUUACCUGGCCGUGGGCAUGCACAUGCGCAGCUAUGAGGGCGAGAAGUAUGAGCGCUGGAGGGAGAAAAGCGAGCAGACCCUUCCGCAGCUCAUGAACCAGACCAUUCUCCUGCUGCUCGACAGCUCCGGGGCUGUCUACAAUGACAAGGAGCAGGACUUGGGCAGGGAGCUUCGCUUUGUGGUGAACUUUGCCCCUGAGCUGAAGGAGAUCAUCUCUGAAACCAAGUACCUGGAGCAGCUGGGCUAUGCGGUCCCCGAGCUGGCGUGGAACGUAGCCCUACAGGAAGACAAGCUCCUCAGACACGUGGAUGGACUGAAGAAUGUGGUGACGCGCUACCACGCUCUGAUGGACAGCCUGAAGGACGCAGCAUUUAUGCUGCUGUCCACACAGGUUCUGGAGCUGAGGAAAGUGAUGCGUGCCGGACACAGAAGGCUGAACUGGAACGCCCUGGGCAUUGCUGAGUUCAUCGGCCGAUGCAGCCAGGCGACCUCAAAGUUCGAGUCCCUGGUGAAUCAGCUUCAGAAGAAUGAAAAAGACAUAGAGGACAAACUUUUGUCCAUAGAGUCAGCAAAUCUCUUUAAGUUCCCAAUACCAGACAAAGCAGGUGCACUACCAGGAGUGAAGGAGUUCUUUGAGCUGAUUGAGUGCGAGAGGGCCAAAGACAUGAACCUGCUGAGCCUGAAGUAUGCAGCCAUGGGGCCGCUGCUCACCAAGCUGGAGAGUCUGAUCAUGGAGACAGACAGCAGCAGGGCCACGCACAUGGCCCACUACUACUCAUACUGGGAACGCAAGGUCUACACCUCCCUCACCAAGAUGGUGCUGAAAAACCUUCAGGUGUUCAACGCCGCCCUGAGGGGCUCUACCCCACUGUUCCAGAUCGAGGCCGUCUUGUCUGCCCCGGAGAUCGUGCUGCACCCCAAGAACAGUGAGGUGUACCGGCUCAUUAUGCAGAGUGUGCGGGACUGUGUGGAGACCACCAAGCUGUUUGUCCGUUGGAUGUGUGGCACAUGUAUCGAGUGCCCAGCCCAGCGCGUGGACGGCGAAGAAGAGCCAUUCAUCUUCAGCUUCUACACCGAUGUGUGCCAGCUGCCCGAGGUGAACGAGCGUGCCCUGGCCGUGUCCCAGAGUGCCCAGCGGCUGCUCAGCUCUCUGGGCCGCUACCUGAACCGCUGGAAGCGAUACCGCCCCCUCUGGAAGCUCGACAAGGUCAUCGUCAUGGAGAAGUUUGCCGCUAAGAAGCCCUCGUGCGCGAUGUACGAUGAGAAGCUGCAGUUCUAUUCUCGCGUCAUCCAGGAGGUGGCACAGCAGCAGCUGGUAAAGGACGAGCACAUGGUCAGGCUAGUUCUGGAGCCCCUGGCCUGCACUGUGCAGGAAAACGCCCAGGCCUGGCUCACCUCCCUGGGCCGCCUGCUUAACCACUCCGCCCGGGAAAACCUGGACGCCCUGCACAGUGAGCUCCAGCAACUGUCAGCCAAUCUAAAGAGGACUCCGGGCACACUGAAUGACCUGAAGUUUGUCCUUGGCACCAUCUCAAACAUCCGAGACAUGUCUCUGACGGUGGAGAUGAGAAUCACAGACAUCCAGGAGAGAUACAGGACUCUGGCCAUGUACGGCGUACAGGCCCCGGCAGAGGAGAUGCCAUUGGUAGCCAGUAUUUGGAGCGUGUGGGAUGGUCUGGUGUCUGAGGCCAAGCAGGUAGAUCGCAGUCUGGGCAGAGUGAAGAAGACCUUCACCGAGAUAACUAAGGAACAGAUAGAUCAGUACAAGCAGGAAGUGGCCAUCUUCUCCGAGAGCUAUAACACGCAUGGGCCAGGAGCCGUAGGGGACGAUCUGGAGAGAGGACUGAUAAUCAUGGGCACCUAUGAGACAGAGCUGUCUAAGAUGGAGGCGGGCCGUCAGGAUCUGGCCAAUGCUGAGAGGCUGUUUGACCUGCCAAUCACCACGUACCCGGAGCUGCUCAGUGUGCAGAGGGAGAUGAGAGGACUACGGCAGAUCUACGAUAUCUACGGGGCGCAGAAGGCUGCUAAGUCAGUGUGGUCUCAGACUCUGUGGGUGAACCUGAACAUCCAACUCCUGCAAGAAGGUGUUGAAGGCUUCAUUAAGAGCCUGAGGAAGCUGCCCAAGGCCGUGCGUGCUCUGCCUGUGGCCUUCUUCCUGGAUGGACACAUGAAAGAGUUCAAAGACUCUCUGCCCCUGCUGCUGGACCUGAAGAAUGAGGCUCUGAGAGACAGGCACUGGAAGGAGCUGAUGGAGAGGACAGGCACCAGCUUUGAGAUGAACCCUGACACCUUCACCCUGGAGAACAUGUUCACCAUGGAGCUGCACAAACACGGCAAUGUCAUCGGAGACAUCGUCACCUCUGCCGUCAAAGAGCUCAGCAUCGAGAAGGGUGUGAAGGAGGUGGUGGAAACUUGGGAGAACAUGAAGUUCAGUGUGCAGCGUUACUUCAAAGGCACGCAGGAGCGCGGCUACGUACUGGGCGCUGUGGACGAGGUUCUGCAGAGCCUGGACGACAAUGCCAUGAACCUGCAGAGCAUGGCAGGCAGUCGCUUCAUCGGGCCCUUCCUCGCUAGCGUUCAGCAGUGGGAGAAGAACCUGUCACUCAUCAGUGAGGUCAUUGAGGUUUGGAUGGUAGUGCAGAGGAAGUGGAUGUACUUGGAGAGUAUCUUCAUCGGAGGGGACAUCCGCUCCCAGCUGCCUGAGGAAGCCAAGAAGUUUGACAAGAUUGACAAAAUGUUUAAAAAGAUAAUGUCAGACACAGUGCGAGACCCAGGCAUCAAGAGGUGCUGCCUGGUCCCAAACCGCCUAACAGACCUACGUCACCUGAGUGACGGUUUGGAGCGCUGCCAGAAGAGCCUGAACGACUACUUAGACUCCAAACGCAACGCCUUCCCUCGCUUCUUCUUCAUCUCAGACGAUGAACUGCUUAGCAUUCUGGGUAGCAGCGAUCCAGCCUGUGUGCAGGAGCACAUGAUCAAGAUGUAUGACAACAUCGCAUCCCUGCGCUUCGACACGGGGCCGAACGGCGAGCCAGUGGCCAGGGCCCUGGUGUCUGCGGAGGGGGAGAGGCUGGAGCUCAGGGAGGCCAUCCCAGCUGAGGGGCGAGUGGAGGACUGGAUGACCGCAGUUCUGCUGGAGAUGAGACGGACCAACCGGCUGAUCACCAAAGAGGCCAUUUACUUCUACUCACACCACAAGACCCGGGUGGAGUGGAUGCUUGGCUACCAGGGUGUGGUGGGGCUGGCGGCUAACCAGGUGUGGUGGACCUGGGAGGUAGAGGACGUCUUUCGCAGGACUGCCGCGGGCGACAAGCAGGCUCUGAAGCACUACGCCAAAAAAAUGCACCAACAGAUCGACGACCUGGUCCGACGCAUCACGCAGCCCUUAAAGAAGAAUGACCGGCGCAAGCUCAACACCGUGCUCAUCAUAGAUGUCCACGCCAGAGACAUCGUGGACGGCUUUGUCAGAGACAGUAUCACGGACGCUCGCGAGUUCGAGUGGGAGAGCCAGUUACGCUUCUACUGGGACCGGGAGCCCGACGACCUGUUUGUGCGCCAGUGCUCUGCCCAGUUCUCCUAUGGAUACGAGUACAUGGGCCUGAAUGGACGACUGGUCAUUACUCCACUCACCGACCGCAUCUACCUCACACUCACACAGGCCUUGUCUAUGUACCUGGGUGGAGCCCCAGCAGGGCCUGCAGGUACAGGAAAGACGGAGUCCACUAAGGACCUGGCCAAGGCUCUGGGCUUGCUGUGCGUGGUCACUAACUGUGGUGAAGGCAUGGAUUACAUGGCGGUGGGGAAGAUCUUCUCUGGCCUGGCUCAGUGUGGAGCCUGGGGCUGUUUCGAUGAGUUCAACCGCAUCGAGGCCUCUGUUCUGUCUGUCAUCUCCUCCCAGAUCCAGACCAUCCGCAACGCCCUCAUAUUGCACCUCACACGAUUCCACUUUGAGGGUCAGGAGAUCAGCCUGGACUCCAGAAUGGGGAUCUUCAUCACUAUGAACCCGGGCUACGCCGGCCGCACGGAGCUGCCUGAGUCUGUGAAGGCCCUGUUCCGGCCCGUGGUCGUCAUCGUCCCUGACCUCCAGCAGAUCUGUGAGAUCAUGCUGUUCUCUGAGGGCUUCCUCAUGGCCAAGGUCCUGGCAAAGAAGAUGACCGUGCUGUAUAAACUGGCCCGGGAGCAGCUGUCCAAACAGUCUCACUACGAUUUUGGUCUACGAGCGCUCAAGUCCGUCUUAGUGAUGGCGGGAGAGCUGAAGAGAGGCUCGCCCGAUCUUAACGAGGAUGUGGUGCUGAUGCGUGCUCUGAGAGACAUGAACCUUCCUAAGUUUGUAUUUGAGGAUGUUCCUCUGUUCCUGGGUCUGAUCUCAGACUUGUUCCCAGGGCUGGACUGCCCACGUGUCCGCUACCCAAGUUUCAACGAUGCCGUGGAGACCAUCCUGGAGGAGAAUAAAUACAUCCUCCUUCCCAAUCAGGUGGAUAAAGUGGUCCAGAUGUACGAGACCAUGAUGACCAGACACACCACCAUGGUGGUGGGACCCACAGGAGGGGGGAAGUCUGUGGUUAUUAACACCCUGUGCCAAGCCCAGACCAGGUUGGGGCUGUUGACCAAGUUAUACACACUGAACCCCAAAGCCAUGAGCGUGAUUGAGCUGUAUGGCAUCCUGGACCCGGUGACCCGAGACUGGACCGAUGGCAUUCUGUCCAACAUCUUUCGAGACAUCAACAGGCCCACGGAUAAAAAGGAGAGAAGGUACAUUCUGUUUGAUGGCGACGUAGAUGCUUUGUGGGUGGAGAACAUGAACUCUGUGAUGGAUGACAAUAAGCUCCUGACACUGGCUAACGGAGAGAGGAUCCGCCUCCAGAGCCACUGUGCCCUCCUUUUUGAGGUGGGAGAUCUGCAGUAUGCCUCUCCUGCCACCGUGUCACGUUGUGGAAUGGUAUUUGUGGACCCCAAAAACCUCCGCUACGCUCCCUACUGGCAAAAGUGGGUUAUCAACAGGCCUGCAAAAGAACAAGCAGACCUGAAGAAGCUGUUUGAGAAGUAUGUGCCCAGUGCCAUCGACAUGAUAGUGGAGGGUCUCGUAGACAGCAGACAGGGAGAGAAGCUGAAGACCAUCGUCCCUCAGACCGAUCUGAACAUGGUGGUGCAGUUGUCUGUCAUGUUGGAUGCUCUGUUGGAGGGGGAUGAGCUCAGCUAUGAGGAGUUGGAGUGUUUCUUCAUCGAGGCGCUUUACUGCUCUCUCGGAGCCGUGUUGCUCGACAACAGCCGCAAGAAGUUCGAUGACUUCAUUAAGACGCUGUCCUGUCUCACUACCGUUCACGACGAGGAAACGCCCGCUGGCCCUGGAGAACUACCUGGUUACCUGCCAACUCUCUAUGACUUCCACUUUGAUGUAAGCACAAAGAAAUGGGCACCGUGGAGUUCACUAGUCACUAAAUACAUCCACAAUCCUGACAGGAAAUUCGUCAACAUUCUUGUGCCCACAGUCGACACCACCCGUGCAAACUGGCUGUUGGAGCAGAUGGUGAAGAUCAAGAGGCCAGUGGUGCUGGUUGGAGAAUCUGGAACCUCCAAGACUGCCACCACCCAGUUCUUCCUCAGCAAUCGCAACUCAGACACGACGUCGGUUCUGACCAUCAACUUCUCAUCAAGAACCACGUCCAUGGACCUGCAGAGGAACUUGGAGGCCAGCGUGGAGAAGAGGACCAAGGGCACCUACGGCCCGCCCACGGGGAAAACACUGCUCGUCUUUAUGGAUGACCUUAACAUGCCACGGGUGGAUGACUACGGCACCCAGCAGCCCAUAGCUCUUCUCAAGCUGCUCCUGGACCGUGGCAGCAUGUACGACCGGGGGAAGGAGCUGAACUGCAAACAUCUGAAGGAUCUGGGCUUCGUCGCAGCCAUGGGAAAGGCAGGGGGUGGCCGCAACGAGGUGGAUCCACGCUUCAUCUCCCUGUUCAGCGUCUUCGGCAUCCCCUUCCCGGAGGAGGAGGCCCUGCACCUCAUCUACUCGUCCAUCCUCAAGGGCCACGCUCGGGCGUUUGAGGAAAGUAUUCGGAAAAUCUGCGACCAGCUGACCUUCUGCACACUGGAGCUAUAUAAGACCAUCAUUAAAGAGCUCCCCCCAACACCCUCCAAGUUCCACUACAUCUUCAACCUGAGGGAUCUGUCCAGGGUGUACCACGGCCUCACACUCACCAGCGCGGAGAGGUUCAUGACGGUGUCGCAGUUUGUGCGUGUGUGGAGAAACGAGUGUCUGAGGGUCUUCCACGACAGGCUGAUCAGUGAAGCUGACAAAACACUGCUCCAGGGACACAUUAAGAGUCUGAUAGAGGAGCAUUUCAGAUCUGAGCUGGAUUAUGCUACGAGAGAUCCCAUCCUGUUUGGAGAUUACCGAACAGCACUGAAUGAGUCUGAGCCCAGAGUCUACGAGGACAUUCAGGACUAUGAUGCGUGCAAAGCCCUGUUCCAGGAAAUCCUGGAAGAGUACAAUGAAAACAAGACCCGGAUGAAUCUGGUCCUUUUUGAUGACGCGCUGGACCACCUGACCAGAGUGCAUCGCAUCAUCAGAAUGGACAGUGGCCACGCCCUCUUGGUGGGGGUGGGUGGGUCGGGUAAACAGUCGCUGACCAAACUGGCUGCUUUCAUGGCAGGAUGUGAGGUGUUUGAGAUCGUGUUGAGCAGGGGUUACUCAGAGUCCAGCUUCCGCGAUGACCUGAAGAGCCUUUAUCUAAAACUGGGCAUGGAGGGCAGGAAAACGGUCUUCCUGUUCACGGAUGCCCACGUGGCUGAGGAGGGCUUCCUGGAGCUCAUCAACAACAUGCUCACCUCAGGUAUGGUUCCAGCACUGUUCCCUGAUGAUGAGAAGGAGUCCAUCGUGAACCAGAUCCGUGACGAGGCUGUGAAGAUGGGCUCUGAACCCUCUAAAGACAGUGUGUGGCAGUACUUUGUGAACAAGAGCACCAGCAACCUGCACAUUGUGCUGGGCAUGUCUCCCGUAGGAGACGUCCUCAGGACGCGCUGCAGGAACUUCCCGGGCCUGGUGAAUAACACUGGUAUUGACUGGUUCCUGCCUUGGCCUCCCCAGGCUUUGUAUGCAGUUGCUCAGUCUUUCCUGGGGGAGAAUGCGAUGAUCCCUGAGGCCCACACUGAGGCCGUGCUGGGUCAUGUGUGCACGGUGCACUCCUCCGUGGGUCAGUACAGCCGCCUAUUCCAGCAGAAGCUUCGCCGUAGCAACUACGUCACCCCCAAAAACUACCUGGACUUCAUCAGCACCUACUCCAACCUGCUGGAGGACAAGAACAUGUACAUCCUCGCUCAGUGUAAGCGUCUAGAGGGAGGCCUUGAUAAGCUGAAGGAGGCCAGCGUGCAGCUGGCGGAGCUGAACAGUAAGCUGGCAGAGCAGAAGGUGGUUCUGGCGGAGAAAUCCUCCGCCUGUGAACAGCUGCUGCAGGACAUCUCCACCAACACGGCCGUGGCUGAGGAGAAGAAGAAGCUCGCCGAGGAGAAGGCCAAGGAGAUUGAGGAGCAGAAUAAAGUGAUCGCGGUGGAGAAGCUGGACGCAGAGAGCUCGCUGGCAGAAGCCCUGCCUGCUCUGGAGGCAGCUCGCAUGGCCCUGCAAGACCUGGACAAGUCAGACGUCACCGAGAUCAGGUCCUUCGCCAAGCCACCCAAACAGGUGCAGGAUGUGUGCGAGUGCAUCUUGGUCAUGCGCGGCUAUAAGGAGAUCACCUGGAAGUCGGCCAAGGGCAUGAUGUCAGAGGCCAACUUCCUGCGCUCCCUCAUGGAGAUGGACUGUGACUCCAUUGGUGGUGGCCAGGUGAAGAAGGUGCGAGACCGUCUGAAGAACCUGAACACGUCCUUCGAGGAGAUGCAGGCCAUCAGCAAGGCCGGCUCCGGCAUGCUGAAGUUUGUGGAGGCUGUCAUGGGCUACUGCGAUGUGGCCAGGGAGAUUAAACCCAAGAGAGAGAAGGUGGCCAGGCUUGAGAGGAACUUCUUCCAGAGUAAGCGAGAGCUGGAGCGGAUACAGAGUGAGCUGGCCGCCAUUCAGAAGGAGCUGGGCACUCUCGGGGACAAGUACAGUGCUGCUACAGGCGAGAAGCUGCUACUGCAGGAGGAGGCAGAGCUUAUGGAGCGCAGGCUGAUCGCUGCAGACAAGCUCAUCUCAGGCCUGGGAUCAGAAAACAAACGGUGGACAGAGGACCUGGAGGAGUUGAAGGAGAAGCGUGUGCGUCUGCUGGGAGACUGUCUGAUCUGCGCCGCCUUCCUGAGCUAUGAGGGAGCCUUCAGCUGGGACUUCCGUGCUGAGAUGGUGUACGAGGUGUGGCAGGGGGACGUGCUGGAGAGAGGCAUUCCCCUCAGCCAGCCCUUCCGCCUGGAGAACCUCCUUACAGACGAGGUGGAGAUCAGCAGAUGGGGUUCAGAAGGUCUCCCUCCUGAUGAACUGUCAGUGCAGAACGGCAUCCUGACCACCAGGUCCAGCCGCUUCCCGCUGUGUGUGGACCCCCAGCAGCAGGCCCUCAGCUGGAUCAAAAAGAAGGAGGAAAAGAACAACCUCAAGAUCUCCUCAUUCAAUGAUCCAGACUUCCUGAAGCAGCUGGAGAUGGCCAUAAAAUAUGGCUUCCCCUUCCUCUUCCAAGACGUGGACGAGUACAUUGACCCGGUCAUUGACAACGUCCUGGAGAAGAACGUGAUGGGCACUGAGGGUCGUCAGGUCAUCAUGCUAGGAGACAAGGAGGUGGACUAUGACCCAAACUUCAGACUGUACCUCAACACCAAGCUAGCCAACCCCAAAUACUCCCCUGCAGUGUUCGGCAAAGCCAUGGUCAUCAACUACACAGUGACUCUGAAGGGUCUGGAGGACCAGCUGCUCAGUGUCAUCGUGGGGUUUGAGCGCAAGGAACUGGAGGAGCAGCGCGAACGUCUGAUUCAGGAGACAAGUGACAACAAGCGUCUCCUCAAGGACCUGGAGGACUCACUGCUGCGGGAGCUCACCACCUCCACUGGAAACAUGCUAGACAACGUCGAGCUUGUCCACACACUCGAGGAGACCAAGUCCAAGGCCAGCGAGGUCUUUGAGAAACUCAAGUUAGCCGAACACACAUCGGCCGACAUCGACAGGCUGCGGGACAGCUACCGGCCGGCAGCCAAGCGCGGCGCCCUGCUGUUCUUCGUGCUGGCUGAGAUGGCCCUGGUGAACAGCAUGUACCAGUACUCCCUUGCCUCCUUCCUGGAGGUGUUCGACUUCUCCCUGCGCAAGUCUCUGCCCAACUCCAUCCUGACCAAGAGGCUGAGCAACAUCAUGAACACACUCACCCUCAAUGUCUACAACUACGGCUGCACCGGUCUGUUUGAGAGACACAAGCUGCUCUUCUCCUUCAACAUGACCAUAAAGAUGGAACAGGCAGAGGGGCGCGCCCCACACAAACAGCUAGACUUCUUCCUGAAAGGGAAUCUAUCUCUGGAGAAGAGCAAAAGAGUGAAACCGUGUGACUGGCUGCCUGAUCAGGGAUGGGAGGAUAUUGUGCGACUAACCGAGCUGUUCCCUGAGGAGUUCGGCACCUUAAUUGAUGACAUCGAGACGAAUCCCAGUGACUGGAAGAAGUGGUAUGACCUGGACAGCCCAGAGCAAGCUCUCUUCCCCACGAAGUACAGGGACAGUCUCACGGCCUUCCAAAAGCUUUUGCUUUUGCGCUGCUUCAGGCUGGAUCGUGUUUACCGCGCCGUUAGCGACUAUGUCACCGUUACCAUGGGAGAGAAAUAUGUUCAACCCCCAGUGAUCAGUUUUGAGGCAAUCUUGGAGCAGAGCACCCCGAACUCGCCCAUCAUCUUCAUCCUGAGCCCCGGCUGUGAGCCAGCCAGUGACCUGCUGAAGCUCGCCGAGCGCUCGGGGUUCGGGACUAACAGACUGAAGUUCCUGGCCAUGGGACAGGGUCAGGAGAAGGUUGCCUUGCAGCUGCUGGAGACGGCGGUGACUCGGGGGCACUGGCUGAUGUUGCAGAACUGCCACCUGCUGGUGAAGUGGUUGAAGGACCUGGAGAAAUCCCUAGAGCGCAUCGCCCGGCCACACCCAGACUUCCGCCUCUGGCUCACCACAGAUCCCAUCAAAGACUUCCCCAUUGGCAUCCUGCAGAAGUCCCUCAAGGUGGUGACAGAGCCUCCCAAUGGGCUGAAGCUGAACAUGAGGGCCACAUACUUCAAGAUCCCCCUGGAUGCUCUAAUGAGCUGUGAGCACCCGGCCUUCCGCAGCUUGGUCUACGUACUCGCCUUCUUCCACGCCGUCGUGCAGGAGAGACGCAAGUAUGGCAAGAUCGGCUGGAAUGUGUCCUACGACUUCAACGAGUCUGACUUCCUGGUGUGUAUGCAGAUUCUGGACACCUACCUCACCAAAGCUCACACUCAGUGUGAUGCAAGGAUCCCAUGGGGCAGUCUUAAAUACCUGAUAGGAGAGGUGAUGUACGGCGGCAGGGCAAUAGACAGCUUUGACCGGCGGAUCCUCACCGUCUAUAUGGAUGAGUACCUGGGAGAUUUUGUCUUCGACACCUUCCAGCCCUUCCACUUCUACAUCAACAAAGACGUGCGCUACAGGAUCCCUCCGGAUGGCUACAAAGACGUUUAUGUCGCGGAGAUCGAGUCCCUGCCACUGGCCAACACGCCAGAGGUGUUUGGUCUCCACCCCAACGCUGAGAUCGGCUACUACACGCAGGCUGCUCGGGACAUGUGGACACACCUCAUAGAGCUACAGCCCCAAACAGGUGACUCUGGGGGUGGUAUCAGUAGGGAUGAAUAUAUCAGUCAGGUGGCACAGGACAUCCACAACAAGCUGCCCCAGGUGUUUGACCUGGACGUGAUCCGUAAGAAGCUGGGCCUGGACAUCUCCCCCACCGCCGUGGUCCUGCUCCAGGAGCUGGAACGCUUCAACAGACUCAUCCAUCGCAUGGAGCGCUCCCUCACUGAACUACAGAGGGCUCUAGCAGGUGAGGUGGGUAUGAGUGGUGAGCUGGAGGAGGUAUCCCGGGCCCUGUUUAACGGACAGAUCCCUGUCAUCUGGAGGAAGCUGGCGCCAGACACACUCAAAUCUCUGGGCAACUGGAUGGUUCACUUCAACAGACGCUACGAUCAGUACAGCUCAUGGGUGGAGGAAGGUGAGCCCAAGGUGAUGUGGUUGUCAGGCUUACACAUCCCAGAGUCGUACUUGACAGCGCUGGUGCAGGCCACGUGCAGGAGGAACGGCUGGCCCCUGGACCGCUCCACCCUCUACACACACGUCACCCAGUACCGGACUGCUGAAGAGGUGUAUGAGAGGCCAGGGCAGGGCUGCUUUGUGUCAGGUCUGUAUCUGGAGGGCGCUGACUGGGACGUGGAGCAGGGCUGUCUGGUGCGCAGUAAACCCAAAGUGCUGGUGGUCCAGCUGCCUGUGCUCAAGGUCAUUCCUAUAGAGACUCAUCAGCUCAAACUGCAGAACACUCUGAGGACGCCAGUGUACACAACCUCUAUGAGGAGGAACGCCAUGGGCGUCGGCCUGGUGUUCGAGGCUGACCUCUUCACCACCAAACAUCCCUCCCACUGGGUCCUGCAGGGAGUCUGUCUCUGCCUCAACACUGACUGACCCCCACACCCACCCUUUCAUUUUUCUACAACUACUGAUUUUAUUCACAUUUAAUUUAUUCAUGAGCUUUGAAAAUGAA